Messenger RNA from Phyllostomus discolor (pale spear-nosed bat), 3794 nucleotides. RefSeq names its product protocadherin beta-3. The transcript has a single exon. NCBI's taxonomy places the organism in Eukaryota, Metazoa, Chordata, Mammalia, Chiroptera, Phyllostomidae. The coding region runs from base 413 to 2761 and encodes 782 amino acids. Gene Ontology annotation, cellular component: plasma membrane. Gene Ontology annotation, molecular function: calcium ion binding. The record is from RefSeq and is a predicted model, not a curated record. Gene Ontology annotation, biological process: homophilic cell-cell adhesion.
GACUCUGCCAGAAUAGCCACGUCUUUUAGGUAAGAGAACACUUAAUUUCCCCUAGGUGUGUAUUUUUUAACUCACAGUAGCGUCAACUAGUUUUAGUAAGGGGAAUGAGCAAUUAAAAAUAUCAACGAAAGCCCCCGAAGCACCUUCUGCAAGAGUUUGAAACUGUGAGCGAACGCAUGGUGGCGCUGUUGACUAAGAAGGAGAAUUAAACCAUAGACAUUGUGCGUACUCAGUGACGCACUGAUCCCGUACGGUGCACCAGGCUUUGUGAGCUUGGCUGGAUUUUUAAGGAAGCAAAUCUGAGCCCUGGAAAAGAUUAUUCUUCAAAGGUUGGAGAGCAAAAGACUUUGCGUUUCCCAGCGCUGUCGGAGGUUCAGCUUGGCAAAAUUUCUGGGAAGAGCUUGACAGUGAAAUGGAGGCUGGAGGGGAGCGAUUUCUUAGACAAAGGCAAGUGCUGUUUCUCUUUAUUUUUCUGGGUGGAUCUCUGGCUGGAUCCGAAUCGAGGCGCUACUCUGUGGCUGAGGAGAAAGAGAGGGGUGUUUUAAUAGCCAACCUAGCAAAGGAUCUAGGGCUGAGUGUAGAGGAACUGGCCGCGAAGGGGGCCCAAGUUAUGUCUCAAGGGAACAAACAGCAUUUUCAGCUCAACCAUCAGACCGGUGACUUGCUCCUGGAUGAGAAAUUGGACCGGGAGGAGCUAUGUGGCCCCACAGAGCCAUGUAUACUGCAUUUUCAGAUUUUACUGCAAAACCCUUUGCAGUUUAUUCCAAAUGAGCUCCAGGUCAUAGACAUAAAUGACCAUUCUCCAGUAUUCUUUGAAAAUGAAAUGCAGCUGAAAGUCCUAGAAAGCACUCCACCAGGAACAAUAAUUCCAUUGGGAAAUGCAGAGGACUUGGAUGUGGGAAGAAACAGUCUCCAAAACUACACAAUCACUCCUAAUUCCCAUUUCCACGUUCUCACAAACAGUCGGAGGGAUGGAAGGAAGUACCCAGAACUGGUGCUGGACAAAGCUCUGGACCGUGAGGAGCAGCCGCAGUUCAGUUUAACACUCAUGGCGCUGGAUGGCGGGUCUCCACCCAGGUCGGGGACGGUUCAGGUCCACAUCCUGGUCUUAGACAUAAAUGACAAUGCCCCAGAAUUUACACAGUCCAUCUACGAGGUCGAAGUUAUAGAGAACAGCCCCAUUAACUCUGUUAUUGUCACUGUCUCAGCUUCUGAUUUAGAUACAGGAAAUUUUGGCACAAUAGCAUAUGCAUUUUUGCAUACUUCUGAAGAAAUUAGCAAAACUUUUCAUCUAAAUCCAAUUACUGGUGAUAUCCAAAUAGUCAAACAUUUGAAUUUUGAGGCAAUUAAGAGUUAUGAAGUCGAUAUAGAAGCCAAGGAUGGCGGAGGCCUUUCAGGGAAAUCAACGGUGAUAGUGCAGGUAGUUGAUGUCAACGACAACCCACCAGAACUGACCUUGUCGUCAAUCACCAGCCCCAUCCCGGAAAACUCGCCAGAGACUGUGGUGGCCAUUUUCAGUGUUUCUGAUCCAGACUCUGGUGACAAUGGGAGAAUGAUGUGUUUCAUUGAAAACAAUCUCCCCUUCGUCCUGAAGCCAACUGUAGGAAACUUUUACACUCUACUGUCUGAAGGAUCUCUGGACAGGGAAAGCCAGGCGGAGUACAACAUCACCAUCACUGUAACAGACAUGGGGACUCCCAGACUGAAAACCCAGCACAACAUAACCGUGCUGGUCUCCGACGUCAACGACAACGCCCCAGCCUUCACCCAAAUCUCCUACACCCUCUUCAUCCCAGAGAACAACAGCCCCGCUCUGCACAUAGGCAGCGUCAGCGCCACAGACAGAGACGCCGGCGCCAACGCCCAGGUCACCUAUUCCCUGCUGCAGCCCCAGGACCCCAGCCUGCCCCUGGACUCUCUGGUGUCCAUCAACGCCGACAACGGACACCUCUUCGCCCUGAGGGCGCUGGAUUUCGAGGCCUUGCAGGCUUUCGAGUUCCUGGUGGGCGCCACAGACCGCGGGUCCCCGGCCCUGAGCAGCCAGGCGCUGGUGCGCGUGCAGGUGCUGGACGCCAAUGACAACGCGCCCUUCGUGCUGUACCCGCUGCAGAACGGCUCUGCGCCCUGCACCGAGCUGGUGCCCAGGGCGGCCGAGCCUGGCUACGUGGUGAGCAAGGUGGUGGCGGUGGACAGCGACUCGGGCCAGAACGCCUGGCUGUCUUACCAGCUGCUCAAGGCCACAGAGCCCGGGCUGUUCAGCGUGUGGGCGCACAAUGGCGAGGUGCGCACCGCGCGGCUGCUGAGCGAGCGCGACGCGGCCAAGCACAGGCUGCUGCUGCUGGUCAAGGACAAUGGCGAGCCGCCUCUGUCAGUCAGCGUCACGCUGCACGUGCUGCUGGUGGAUGGCUUCUCGCAGCCCUACCUGCCUCUGCCCGAAGUGGCGACGGAGGCGGCCCAGACUGACUUGCUCACGGUCUACCUGGUCAUCGCAUUGGCGUCGGUGUCGUCGCUCUUCCUGUUCUCGGUGCUGGCGUUCAUCGCUGUGCGGCUGUGCAGGAGGAGCAGGUCUGGCUUGGUGGGUGGCUGCUCGGUGCCUGAGGGCCACUUUCCGGGGCACCUGGUGGACGUCAGUGGCACCGGGACCCUGUCCCAGAGCUACCAGUAUGAGGUGUGUCUGACGGGAGGCUCAGGGACCAGCGACUUCAAGUUCCUCAGACCGAUUCUCCCCAAUGGUCUGGUUCAAGACACUGAGCAAGAAUAGUGCAGAACUCCAGUUGUAGGAAUAGCUUAGAGCAUUAACAAAAGAAUUAAAAAGUCGUUAUUUGGUGAAUGUUUUCUUUUUUAAGUCAAGAAUCUUUAUUUAAUAAUAAUUUUGUUCAUAUAUUGAUUUUAGUUCUGUUUAGUUCAUCUUUGCAUAUUCUUCUUUUUUCCUAUUUUCUAUCUUAACAAUGCAGUCUUAAUGCCUCCUUUUGUUUAUCUAAUAGUUGCAUAAAAAUAGUCAUUAUCUUUUAGUGGUGAUUUUGUAUGGGUUUAUUUUAAGGAAUGCAUUUUGAAUUCUGCAUGCAAAGCACAGUCAGAUGAUGUUCUUUUUAAUAUCCCUAGAGCAUGUUUUCUGUGGUUAAUGAAAUUUGUGGAUAAAUUGGAAUGUGUUUUCUUUCACAUGUGCCAUCUUUAAGGCACAACGUGUUUUUUUUUUUAUUAGAGGUAUAGUACCCAAAAGAAAGUAAUACACUUAAUUUAUUUUCUGUUUUUACAUUUGCAGUUAAUAUUUCAAUAUUGUAGAUGCUUAUAUUGAACCCCAGUGGACAAAAUAUGGGCUCAUAGGACAAAUUGCUCUUAGAUUUGCCUAAGGUGUAUUCAUGAGUGAGAAAAAAAGUAAACUUAAGGCAUUUUGAACAACUGAUUGUACUUUUCCAUUUGGUGUGAAGACAUUGUUUAGCAAGGCAUGUGGUGGUAUGACAGUUUGGUAUGUAAAUUCUGAGAUAUAAAUGUUAUCAACCUGAGGGCCUUUUAAAAAAAUUUCAAGGACGUACAUGUAUAUAUAGUUUAUACAUGAUUUAUGGUAAAAGUGUUGUCCCAUUCUAUCCUACUUUUUAAAAGUUAACAUCUACUUGGCAUUUAUAUAGUGCAUCUGAGGAAAAUCUUGUCUGUGUUUGCCAUCUCACUUCCCUCCUCAGGUUUCAACCUGAUGUGAUUUAGGGUUAUGUACAGGAUAAACACUGACUGUGCACAUCAGCAUUCUGCCUCCUCAGUGUAAUUAAAAGAAGGUGUGUAAGAAUAGGAAGUUCUAAAAA